UGGUAAUUGUGGUUCUUGAGCAGCACAAGAAUUAUUAAUUUGUUUACUAGUUUUAAUAAUGGAAUCCGAUGAUUCUAAUGCAACAAGUGCAGGUGCUUCUACGGCCAGUGGAGUUAGCACCGAUGAAUUGAGAAUAACAAGAAGCAGUUCGAUGUGCUUGGCGAAGAAAUCAACGGGGGCAGGUCUGCAGGAAUCUUUUGUGUCUGGAAAACCGGCCAUUACCAGGAGGCAAAUUGCAAUUGCUAACAAGGAGAAGAUCAAGUUUCUGGGAAACUUUAAUCCGGAAACAAGCGAGAGGGAGAAGAGGAAGCUAAUGAAAAAAAUCCAGACUCGUAAAGGUAACGGUGCUUUGUACAACAACAAGGGGAUUCACAACGCAACCGGAAGAGAUCUCUGCGAUUGCUUGGAGCCCGAAUGUCCGGGUUGCUUCUAUCCGUGCAAGAAAUGCGGUUCGACCAAAUGCGGUGUCGACUGCAGAUGUAUGCGCAAAUUUAAAUACGAUUCAAUCGAGUAUCACGGUUACAGCUUCACAAAGAAAAAUCCUCUGAAUGAAGAGCCCUAAACUUUUUCCUUAAGUUACCCAACCUGUUUCUUGUUCUGCUAGGUUAGUUUUUGUUAUUGUAUGUGAAUGGUGUAUAGACUUGACAAAU
Molecule: messenger RNA, 650 nt
Organism: Nicrophorus vespilloides
Lineage: Eukaryota; Metazoa; Arthropoda; Insecta; Coleoptera; Silphidae
Product: ARL14 effector protein-like
Exons: 2
Coding region: 59-562 (167 amino acids)
Cellular component (GO): intracellular membrane-bounded organelle
Source: RefSeq, a predicted model, not a curated record